ACUGCCCCGUCCUACGCGAGCCGCAUUUGCUACCCAAGCGUCCCCGGCAGUGUGAGGCUCUCACGGUCUCCGGCUCUCCCCCGCGCCUAGCCGGAGUCCAAGGGGGCGCGGGGUCCGGGGCAAGGGCCGGCCGGGCUGUUUGAUGGCUUCACUGAGAAGAGUGAAAGUGUUGCUGGUGUUGAACUUGAUUGCUGUGGCCGGCUUCGUGCUCUUUCUGGCCAAGUGCCGGCCCAUCUCGGUGCGCAACGGAGACGCCUUCCACGAGUUUCGGCCGCGCGCCGAGGCGGCCAACCUCAGCGUGCACAGCUCCAGCCCCAUCCAAGAGGCGGUCCUGAAGCGCCUGUCGCUUCUCGAGGACAUCGUUUACCGGCAGCUGAAUGGCUUAUCCAAAUCCCUUGGACUCAUUGAGGGCUACGGUGGGCGAGGCAAAGGGGGCCUACCUGCUACCCUUUCCCCAGCUGAAGAAGAGAAAGCCAGGGGACCCCAUGAGAAGUAUGGCUACAAUUCCUACCUCAGUGAAAAAAUCUCGCUGGAUCGUUCCAUUCCGGAUUAUCGCCCCACCAAGUGCAAGGAGCUCAGGUACUCCAAGGAGCUGCCGCAGAUCUCCAUCAUCUUUAUCUUUGUGAACGAGGCCCUGUCAGUGAUUCUGCGGUCAGUCCACAGCGCCGUCAAUCACACGCCGACGCACCUGCUAAAGGAAAUCAUCCUGGUGGAUGACAACAGUGACGAAGAGGAGCUGAAGGCCCCCUUGGAAGAAUAUGUCCACAAACGCUACCCUGGGCUGGUGAAGGUGGUGCGCAAUCAGAAGAGAGAAGGCCUGAUCCGUGCCCGCAUCGAGGGCUGGAAGGUAGCCACUGGCCAAGUCACUGGCUUCUUUGAUGCCCACGUGGAAUUCACUGCUGGCUGGGCUGAGCCCGUUCUGUCUCGUAUCCAGGAAAACCGGAAAAGGGUGAUCCUGCCCUCCAUCGACAACAUCAAGCAGGACAACUUUGAGGUGCAGCGGUACGAGAACUCGGCCCAUGGGUACAGCUGGGAGCUAUGGUGCAUGUACAUCAGCCCCCCGAAGGACUGGUGGGAUGCCGGAGACCCCUCCCUCCCCAUCAGGACACCUGCCAUGAUUGGCUGUUCCUUCGUGGUCAACAGGAAGUUCUUCGGUGAAAUCGGUCUCUUGGAUCCCGGGAUGGAUGUGUAUGGAGGCGAAAACAUCGAACUUGGAAUCAAGGUGUGGCUCUGCGGGGGCAGCAUGGAGGUCCUGCCCUGCUCACGGGUGGCCCACAUCGAGCGCAAGAAGAAGCCCUACAACAGCAACAUCGGUUUCUACACCAAGAGGAAUGCUCUCCGAGUGGCAGAGGUCUGGAUGGAUGACUACAAAUCGCAUGUAUACAUCGCAUGGAACCUGCCCCUGGAGAAUCCGGGGAUUGAUAUAGGUGACGUCUCCGAGAGAAGAGCACUGAGGAAGAGCUUGAAAUGUAAGAACUUCCAGUGGUACCUGGACCACGUGUACCCAGAAAUGAGAAGAUACAACAACACCAUUGCGUAUGGGGAGCUUCGUAACAACAAGGCGAAAGAUGUGUGCUUGGACCAGGGGCCACUGGAGAACCACACAGCAAUACUCUACCCAUGCCAUGGCUGGGGACCACAGCUUGCCCGCUACACCAAGGAAGGUUUCCUGCACUUGGGUGCCCUGGGGACUACCACUCUGCUCCCUGACACCCGCUGCCUGGUGGACAACUCCAAGAGUCGCCUGCCCCAGCUCCUUGACUGCGACAAGGUCAAGAGCAGCUUAUACAAGCGCUGGAACUUCAUCCAGAAUGGAGCCAUCAUGAAUAAGGGCACAGGGCGUUGCCUGGAGGUAGAGAACCGGGGCCUGGCUGGCAUCGACCUCAUCCUCCGCAGCUGCACCGGGCAGAGAUGGACAAUUAAAAACUCCAUCAAGUAGUGGGGAAGGGGCUCGGGCACCUGGAGCCUGGCUCUCGGGACACAGCCCUUCUAGCCUCAUGGACCAGCCACCCUGGCGGAGAGACAGCAACGAGCCAACAGGCGCUCGGGGGGCCUCCCAGGAUUUCUCCAGGACAGCAGGGGAUUCCAGGAUGGAGACU
This is a messenger RNA of Ochotona princeps (American pika), 2099 nucleotides long. RefSeq names its product polypeptide N-acetylgalactosaminyltransferase 17 (gene GALNT17). The record is from RefSeq and is a predicted model, not a curated record. Lineage: Eukaryota; Metazoa; Chordata; Mammalia; Lagomorpha; Ochotonidae. The coding region runs from base 143 to 1939 and encodes 598 amino acids. Gene Ontology annotation, cellular component: Golgi apparatus. The transcript is spliced from 11 exons.